Molecule: messenger RNA, 3306 nt
Organism: Parasteatoda tepidariorum (common house spider)
Lineage: Eukaryota; Metazoa; Arthropoda; Arachnida; Araneae; Theridiidae
Product: methylmalonic aciduria type A homolog, mitochondrial
Cellular component (GO): cytoplasm
Molecular function (GO): GTP binding; GTPase activity
Source: RefSeq, a predicted model, not a curated record
UAAAACAUUACACUUCCGUAGGUUGAUUUCAUAAUUUAUUAUCUGUAUAGUGAUGUUAAGGCUUUUUUUAGAUAAUAUUCAAUAAUCUGCAUCUGGCAAAAAUAAUCACGUCGUCUGGUCUCUUAAAAUUUUGUUUAUGUUUCUUAAAUCAAAAAUAUCUGAUUAUUUCCUCGUCUCGUUGUACCGUUACAUUUUGCUUGUUGACUUGAUAAAAUUCCUUGCUUUUACCGAUUCGUAAUGAACGAUUUAUAUUUUUCAUGUCCUAGGAAAAAAGUUUAUUAUGUUUAACAUUUUCUUAUAAGCAUAUUUUUUUCACUAUUUUAAUUUAAUCCAGUUUCCUAAUUUUCCAUGGAUAUUGAAAAUUUAUAAAACAAAAAAAAAAAUAAAUAAUGCAACCUCUAACGAAAGGCUUUUCGUUCCUAAAAGCAGUAACUUUAAAAAAGAGUUGCAAACUACCCCUUUUAAAAACCUCUUCGUAUUUUUCCUUUUCCACUAUAAAGACUAAAUCCACUGAAAGCAGUAUAACAGAAAAUGAGUAUAAAUUUGCUUUGUCAUUAUUCGAAGGCUUACAGAAAGGUGAACGGAGCUCUCUUGCACGCUCUAUAACUCUAGUUGAAACUCAGCAUCCUCAAAAAAAAGCUGAAGCUCAAUUUUUAUUGAGCUUGGUUUUAAAGGAAGCCAAAUUAAAGCAUCAAAAACUGGGAAAAAAGGGACUUAGUUUCCGAAUUGGAUUGACAGGACCUCCUGGUGCUGGAAAAUCAACAUUUAUUGAAGCACUUGGCAAACUUCUGACAUCCCAAGGCCACAAAGUAGCCGUGUUAGCUGUGGAUCCAUCAUCUUCCACUACCGGUGGAUCCUUGCUUGGCGACAAAACUAGAAUGCCAGAGCUUUCUAGAGAUAUAAAUGCCUACGUACGACCCUCACCAGCUAGUGGAUGCUUAGGUGGCGUUACCAGAAGCACAAAUGAAGCAAUUGCCUUGUGUGAAUGUGCUGGUUAUGAUGUGAUAAUAGUCGAAACUGUAGGUGUUGGACAGUCUGAAUUUCAUGUAUCUUACAUGGUUGAUAUGUUUGCAAUGAUUGUAUCGCCUGCUGGGGGUGAUGAAUUACAAGGCCUUAAAAAGGGUAUUGUUGAACUAGUAGAUAUGGUUGUAGUUAAUAAAGCUGAUGGUGAUUUAUUACCCAGCGCUCGAAGAAUUCAGACUGAAUAUUUAAGCGCAUUGAAAUUUGUUAGACGACGAUAUCCAGUGUGGAGACCUCUUGUUUUGUGCGUUUCAUCACGGACCAAAGAUGGUAUUGAAAAUUUAUGGAAAGAGAUGCUUAGUUUUGAAAAUACUUUGAAAGAAUCUGGCGAUUUUGAACUGAAACGACAGGAACAAUAUAAUAUGUGGAUGUGGAUUCAUAUUGAGUAUAAUUUGUUGGCAGCAUUUAAGAAGCAUCCGAAUGUUAAAGCUUUAGUUUCAGAUAUGGAAAGAAAAGUUCAAGAAGGGAUUAUAACACCUGGACAAGCAUCUGAUAUACUGCUGAAAACAUUUCUUGAAAAAGAUUUGAUGAGUUUAUAAAAGACAAUUUUGAUAAUGGUUGAGUAAUGAAAACUUUAUUUUUAUUCAAUAUAUAUAGCAAAUUAUAUAUUUUUAUACAUAAUUGAAUAUAAAAUAUAGAAUAUAUCAUAUUUAAAUGUUUCAUUAUUUGCAGGGAAGGCUUAAAGAAAAAUUAAAAGCAACAUUUUACAAAAAUAUCAGGACAUUUUUUAACUCCAGACAACUAAUAAAAUGUGUAAACAAAAACUAUAAGAAUUAUAAUUUGCUCUACUUAAGUAAGAUCUCAAAAAAAAUAGUAACAAAUGCCAAAAAGAUAGUAACAAAAGUCAUUUUUAAUUUCAGAAACAGAAUUAUUAAAACUAAAAUUUUAACAGUUUCAAGUAUAAUUUUUUAUAGUACUGUGGAUUUAAAAUUAUAUUAUUCUCCCAUACUGAUAAUUAGUUAAAAUUUAUAUUAGUGUUCAAGACUUCCUUAAUCAACCAUAUUUUAAAGUUUGGUUUUAAUCCUGAAACAAAAACACUUGAAUAUUCUGCUUCUCAAUUUUGUGCAAAAGUAAUUUAGAGCAGCGGUUCUUAACCUAUGGGUCGCAAAGCAUAUUUCUUGGGUCGCGCUGAGUUGAACCAAAAAAGUUAGUAAUGCACCACAUAAUGAGUAAUAUCAACACCUCCUAGAAGAAGUCAUUGUGGCUUACUCAGCCUAAUUUUGACUUUUUUUUGGGUCGCGACAUGAACAUAUUUCUCAAAUUUGGGUUCCGACUUAAAAAGGUUAAGAACCACUGAUUUAGAGGAUGCUCUUCAAUCCAAAAUUCUAUACGAUUGUUGCAUUGUUUAUUCAAGUCUAUCAUUUUUAAUCGAGUCAGAAAAGAAUAAAUAAUUGUGAAACUACAAACUCUAUCCUAAUUGAUUUGUUCCUAUAUUUGUGGUAAACAACAAUAAUAACCCAUCAAUUCAUCACAAUUAAAUUUGAUAAUGCAAAAUUGUUAAUUGAGUUUCUUUUUCCAGAAGCAGUUGAAUUUCCAAAGAAUUGGAUAUAAUGAAUUCUUUUGGAAAGGUUAUAAGAGUGAACCAUGUGUGUAAUUAGUGGAUGGUACCUAAGUUUGAACUAUCAAAUUAUGAGGUUUUUUGCUAGCAUAAGUAUUUGAAAAAGAUGUUGGCUCAAAAAUACAAAUUUUUCAAUUCCACAAAUCAAUCAUCCACGUUUAUAUUCAAAGAAAAUUGGUCAUUCUGGACACAGACAAAAAUCAAGAAUAUAAUGACAAAUUUUUUUUAUUAGGAAUGUCAGAACAACAAUUAUUUGUAUUUUAUCUUUUAACUAUUCAACUGUUUUGGAUGGAGAAAAAAAAUAGAUAAGUUGAUUUUCAUAUUUGAAUUAAAAAAUAGCGCUAUGUAGGAAUUUAUUAAACAUAUUCUCAAUGACCAAACUAUCAGUAUAUUGCAUUAAAUAAUAUACAAAAGGUUUUUUUUUUUUUUGUAAAUUAGAAUUAGCAUUACAGUUAGAAUUUAAAGACUCAUGUUUAAAAUAAGAAGUUCUAACUUUUUAGAUCGUUACCAAAUCAAUAUCAAUUAGACAAUAUCUUGAAAUUGAAAAAUUUUUUGUAUUUAUUAUUACUUAAUAAAAUCCUUUUCUUUAAGUAUUUAUAAAUUUAUGAGUUUAAAUUCACUUAUUGGCGAUCAAAAUGGGCUGCAGGUGGCGUAGAGCAGAACUUGUAGCAGAUUUGUAGAGCAGAUUUUUUGUGUUUAUUAUUACUUAAUAAAAUCCUUUUCUUUAA